Drosophila sechellia is the source of this 1107-nucleotide messenger RNA. RefSeq lists its product as uncharacterized. The transcript is spliced from 3 exons. The record is from RefSeq and is a predicted model, not a curated record. Lineage: Eukaryota; Metazoa; Arthropoda; Insecta; Diptera; Drosophilidae. The coding region runs from base 80 to 979 and encodes 299 amino acids.
GUUGUUGUCAUUUUGACUUUUGCGCCAUUCGGAUAAAACGGAUUUGCGACUAAAACAUUUAACGAUAAUAAGCAUAAAAAUGAGCGCUCUUUUUGAUAACAGUCACUCGGACACCGACGACAAUGACUCCUUCCACUCGUUCAACCAAAGCGAAGAUAUAAUGGAUAACCUUAGUCUCUCCAUCUCGGAAAGGGACUGCGACAGCGCCGCGGACUUGGAUUCCGGCUCGGCGGAUGAGACUUUCGUGGAAGAAAUGAUUGAUGCACCCGCCCUGGCCCAGGGCGCAGGAAAUACUUCGAAGCCCACGCGUUCCGGCGUCUUCGUAAAAACAAAGUCGCCCGUUAUGGAGGUCCAUUCCAGCGACUCAUCUGCCUGCGAUGGCGUCUCCGCUGGCAAAGCCACACAGGCUGCGGGCCGCUUCAAGUCUCCUAAGAAGUUUACGAUUUCGCCGAUCAGUGAGCAAAAGCCAGGACUAGUGCCCUGUUGCCCCAGAGCUGUUCCGAAACAUUCCUCGAAUCAGAUACCAUGCAUGGAACACUUCGACCUGGACCACUCCGUAACAAUCCUGAAAGACCACCUGAUCUCCAAUCCCGAAACGGAGGCCCUACAAAAGCACGCCUUCACCGAAAUUUGGAUCGAUUCGCAGCGGAAACGUUGCCAGGCCAAGGUUUCUCGCUUGCAGCAGUUUUCAAUGGCCCUGGAGGCCUAUUUUGCCAAGGAUUUUGACAAGAAGGAUCUGGAGCCAGCGAAAACCAUCACGCCUCCUCCGAAAAGUGACAAAUCCGUGGAGAAGGUGUAUGUGUCUCCCUUUCCGAACAUUCCCAUAACACCACCAGCUCGAAAGGAAACCCCUAUGUUGAGUGGAGUUAAGCCGCCCAUUAUAGUGCCAGCUGGCUUUGAUUUGACCCGAUUGGUUGAGUUCAAUAAUCCCAAUCACUGGCACCGUCGUCCCCACAUGCGCACUGGCGAUAGCAUAUAAACUUGAAUAGCACAACAUCUUGAUCAACAUUGUUGUUUUCGUAAUCACCACACUCAACUGACCGAUUGGACGUUCUUUUUGUUAACUGAUAUCUUUCUGCAAUAAAGGAUUCCGAACUACCAAAGCAA